CCCGAUUCCCCUUUGUUCGGCUUCGCCAUUUUGCUAGGCAGCGGCAGUGGCGGCGGCAGCGGCGGCUGGAGCCUCUGAUUGGGUUUCGGGGUCCGGUACUGGAGCCAAUCAGCGCGGGCAGCGAACCGGGGGAGCGAGGCACGAAUUCAUGAAGGCCUGGAGAAAAGUUUGGGGAAAGAUUUAUCUACAUUUUGCUUAUAUACAGCUGUACCUCCCCCAUGUUUCCAAGGAGUGCAUCUUGAAGUCUUCUAGGAUCUCCAGAGUGAAACUCAACUGUGGUCAAGACUCUAACUUGGAGGGACCAUGGAACAGUAUACAGCAAACAGCAAUAGUUCAACAGAGCAGAUUGUUGUACAGGCUGGACAGAUUCAGCAGCAGCAGCAGGGUGGUGUUACUGCUGUCCAGUUGCAGACUGAGGCCCAGGUGGCAUCCGCCUCAGGCCAGCAAGUCCAGACCCUCCAGGUAGUCCAGGGGCAGCCAUUAAUGGUACAGGUCAGUGGAGGCCAGUUAAUCACAUCAACUGGCCAACCCAUCAUGGUCCAGGCUGUUCCUGGUGGACAAGGUCAAACCAUCAUGCAAGUACCUGUAUCUGGGACACAGGGUUUGCAGCAGAUACAGUUGGUCCCACCUGGACAGAUCCAGAUCCAGGGUGGGCAGGCUGUGCAGGUGCAGGGCCAGCAGGGCCAGACCCAGCAGAUCAUCAUCCAGCAGCCCCAGACAGCCGUCACUGCUGGCCAGACGCAGACGCAACAGCAGAUUGCUGUCCAGGGGCAGCAAGUGGCACAAACUGCCGAAGGGCAGACCAUCGUCUAUCAGCCAGUUAAUGCAGAUGGCACCAUUCUCCAGCAAGUUACAGUCCCUGUUUCAGGCAUGAUCACCAUCCCUGCAGCCAGUUUGGCAGGAGCACAGAUUGUUCAGACCGGAGCCAAUACCAACACAACCAGCAGCGGGCAAGGGACUGUCACUGUGACACUACCAGUGGCAGGCAAUGUGGUCAAUUCAGGAGGGAUGGUCAUGAUGGUACCUGGUGCUGGCUCUGUGCCUGCUAUCCAGAGAAUCCCUCUCCCUGGGGCAGAGAUGCUUGAAGAAGAGCCUCUCUAUGUGAAUGCCAAACAGUACCACCGUAUACUUAAGAGGAGGCAAGCCCGGGCUAAAUUAGAGGCAGAAGGGAAAAUUCCGAAGGAAAGAAGGAAAUACCUGCAUGAGUCUCGGCACCGUCAUGCCAUGGCACGGAAGCGUGGUGAAGGUGGACGAUUUUUCUCUCCAAAGGAAAAAGAUAGUCCCCAUAUGCAGGAUCCAAAUCAAGCAGAUGAAGAGGCUAUGACACAGAUCAUCCGAGUGUCCUAACCCCAGGCCAUGUGAUGGAACUGAUCAAGGUCAUGUUCCUCGCACUGUUUCCCACUGUUCCAAGGAAACUGAUCAGCUCUUCCAAUGGGACACUGACGAUUACAUUCUGCCCUUUUCUACAGGACAGAAACCACUUAGUUUUUAAUAAGUGGCUCAGUAUUAUAAUUGCAAGGAUGUCUGGCAAAUUGAAGUUGCAAGCCUUUGUCUCACCCUUUCAGUCAGGACUUAUUUCAGACUGUUGGUGACAUUGACAUUUCAUGGAUUGGGAUGAUGCAGGGGACCCAUGCCAGCCCAGCAGUACCACACCUAGCACUUAAUGUUGACUGGUAAUGCCAGCCAGCCAUCUCAGCAGAGGAGAACGACCUUCUCAACCUAAACUGCAGUCAGGGAAGCUGCAGCCCACUCCUUCCCAUGGAUUCCAAACAGCACCCAUCCCUCUGAUGGGGGAUCUCAGGCUGACUAAUGGACACUUUGUAUUCAGAGAUGGUUUCCAGGCAAGGAAGCUUCAUCUCAUGAUAUGGAAACAAUAAAUUCUCUGAGAUACAUUCA
Molecule: messenger RNA, 1896 nt
Organism: Eubalaena glacialis (North Atlantic right whale)
Lineage: Eukaryota; Metazoa; Chordata; Mammalia; Artiodactyla; Balaenidae
Gene: NFYA
Product: nuclear transcription factor Y subunit alpha
Exons: 11
Coding region: 304-1347 (347 amino acids)
Biological process (GO): regulation of transcription by RNA polymerase II
Cellular component (GO): CCAAT-binding factor complex
Molecular function (GO): RNA polymerase II cis-regulatory region sequence-specific DNA binding; DNA-binding transcription factor activity, RNA polymerase II-specific
Source: RefSeq, a predicted model, not a curated record